This is a messenger RNA of Acytostelium subglobosum LB1, 1032 nucleotides long. RefSeq lists its product as hypothetical. Lineage: Eukaryota; Evosea; Eumycetozoa; Acytosteliales; Acytosteliaceae. Gene Ontology annotation, molecular function: fructose 1,6-bisphosphate 1-phosphatase activity. The annotation marks the transcript as partial. Gene Ontology annotation, cellular component: cytosol; cytoplasm. Gene Ontology annotation, biological process: fructose metabolic process; sucrose biosynthetic process; fructose 1,6-bisphosphate metabolic process. The transcript has a single exon. The record is from RefSeq and is a predicted model, not a curated record.
AUACAUACAUAUACACAUAUACAUACACCAUACACAAUGACUUCAUCAAAUCCAACAACAUUGAACUCUUGGUUGCUAUCUGAUGUUCACUACCCAGAGGGAAUUGACAAGAUUGCCUUUGCCAACUUGAUGACGGGCAUCGCCUUGGCAUGCAAGAUCACAACAAAUGCUAUUAAGAGAGCUGGUUUCGAACAGUUGUUUGGUCUGGCCGGCAUUACCAACGUGCAUUCGGAGGACGUCAAGAAGCUGGACAUCAUCGCCAACGACGCGUUCAAGGCCGCGCUGACCACCACGCACGAGGUGUUCUGCAUGGUGUCCGAGGAGGAGGAGGACAUCAUCCCCGUGGCCAAGUCGACACAGGGCGACUUCAUCAUCACGUUCGACCCACUGGACGGCUCGUCCAACCUCGACGCCAAUGUCUCAGUCGGCAGCAUCUUUGCCAUCUGGAACAAGGUCUCCAAGGACCACAACUUCACCAACGCCGACGUGCUGCGCAAGGGUCGCGAGAUGGUCGCCGCCGGAUACGCCCUCUACGGCAGCGCCACCAUGCUGGUGCUGACACUCGGCAACGGCGUCUGCGGAUUCACGCUCGACUACUCAGUAGGAGAGUUCGUCCUGACACACCCAGACAUCAAGAUCAAGUCCAAGGGCUCGAUCUACUCGAUCAACGAGGGCAACAGCGUCUACUGGGAGAAGGCCACCGCCGACUAUGUCAACACAAUCAAGUCGGGCAAGAACGGUCGCGCUCCAUACUCCUCGCGUUACAUUGGCAGCAUGGUGAGCGACGUGCACAGAACCCUGCUCUAUGGAGGUAUCUUCAUGUACCCAGCCGACUCCAAGUCGCCCAACGGAAAGCUCCGUUACCUGUACGAAGUUGCUCCACUCUCCUUGAUCGUCGAGCAGGCCGGUGGCAGAUCAUCCAACGGAAAGAUGCCAUGUCUGGACAUCACUCCAAACUCCAUUCAUCAGCGUGUUCCAGUGUUCAUGGGCAGCGAGCAGGAUGUCAAAGAGCUUGAAUCAUUCCACCAAAGC